CGCUCUCCAGUAGAUGGAGACAUAACACCACAAAUCAACUGUGUGUUCAACAUUGUUACUGACAUUUUCACAACACUCCCAACAAGAGCUGCGCGUCAUUCAACUCAUAGCCAACCUGCUGCCAUUAAAAAAACAAAACAGCUGGAGGGUUUUAGGUCAGCUUUGCGGAAACCGGUGUUACUUUGUUAAACAUGGCUGACGACUUUGGAUUUUCCGCCUCCGACAACGGAGUUCAUGUAGAAGAAGACCCAGCCGCGGCGUUUCUGGCCCAGCAGGAGAAUGAGAUCGCCGUGAUCGAGAACGACAGCGCCGGGUUCGGCGCGCUGGAGGACGGUGGACCUCCGCCCGCAGACACGUACACGUUCAUCGGAGGUGAUUUUGGAGGAGCACCAGCUACUGCUGUAAACGGAGAUAUGUUUCAGGACACCAACGGCAUAACUGACAGCUACUCAGCCAUUGCCCAAGUUGACAUGCAGAGACAAGAACCUGAAAGUCUGCGCAAAUGGAGGGAGGAACAAAAGGCUCGGCUGGAGGAAUUAGAUUCCGCAUCUAAAGCAGCUGAGGCUGUGUGGAGGGAUAAGGCCCGGAAAGAACUAGAAGACUGGCAUGUACACCAGAAUGAACAGAUGGAGAAAAAUAAAGCCAACAACAGGAUCGCUGAUAAGGCUUUCUACAAACAGCCCAACUCUGAUGCCAUAGGCUUUGUAGUAUCAGAGGAGGCCUUCCUCAAGGAGUGUGAUGAUGACAGUCCUGGAACAGAAUGGGAGAAAGUGGCCCGUCUAUGCGACUUUAACCCCAAGACCAGCCGUCAGACUAAAGACGUGUCUCGGAUGCGCUCUGUUCUUAUUUCUCUAAAACAGACGCCUCUGGUUCGCUAACGUAACUCCCUCUUAUAUUUUCUAGGCUUUCUUUCUUGUUCCCUCUUGCACUUUAUUUUAGUGAGGCUGAACACUUUAACAGAUUUAAGUUUUUUAUGUUUUAAUGGGGUCAUUGAAUGUGUACACUUUACUGUAUUUAAACUUCCUAUUUAUGUACCCUGGAUUUUGACUAUUCCGUAAGUUAAAGAACAAGUUGCAAGCGUGCCUCGAACAUUUGAAAACAGGUCAAAAGAGUUAAUGGUUUUCCCCUUAAACCCAAUGUCCAUGAAAGGCAGCAGUUCUAUCUAAAUGCCAAAAGUAUUUUGGUGCAGCUUACAAGUUAUUUUGUGAUUGUUGUGACAUUUGCAGUGCCUACAAACCAUUAGACAGCAUUAAUUCACUGGAACCAUAAGUGUCUUUGUUGUCUGUUACAAAAAAAAUGGAAGUAUUUGCUUACAUUCUAUACUUGGAUACAGUUUAGUUACCAUCUCUCACCCUAUAUAGUAUGUUUAACCAUUUAUUUGUCUUCAUAAGUUGAACACUGUUGUAAUCAAUAUCUGGGUUUGGCAUUAUCUGCUUUUUAGUAUUUCUGUUCACUGCCAAGAGGGACAUUUCAUUUCUGAGCUUGCUAAGGUUAUUGUUGUAUGAUGAUUUACACAUUAUUACUUUUCAAUAUUCAAAGUUUUUAAUUUCACAGGCACGUUGCUCAUAACAGCUUUAUUACUUAAAAUAGCAGAAAUCUUUUACAAAUGAAGAACUGUUACUCAGAUUUAACCUGCUAAUGUACCACUCCAAAUCAAUCCUUCAUUGCACAUGCGCUGUCUGUACUCGUAUAGCAGUUAAUAUUUUAUGCCGUUACUGCAUACAUAUGCGACUAAUAAUACAGAGUUUGAACCGUGUGCUUUGUCAAGUGUACAGUUCCUGAUUCUCAGUCUACAACAGCAAUGAAUCCUGUGCCUGAACCUUUUCUCACUGUGAGACUUACUGUCUAUCUGUAGGCCUUGAUCAGUCUAGCUUCCAAAAGCGCUAGAAAUGAAAUGUAGCACAGUGAAAUAAUGCAGGUAGUUGUACUUUUACAUAAAAUGCUGGAUGUUUAACAAUACUGCUUUUUAUAGUGCAGAAGUCGACUUGUUGUCCUACUUAAUGGCACGUGUAUAAAUGUUAGAUUGUUUGUACAAGUUAGGAGGCCUUGUUUCCAUUGAAAAUUGAAUUUUUUUAAAAAGUUUAACAGUAGUUAAUAGCUAAAGAAACCAUUUGUGUUUUUUGACUAUAUAAUCCAAAAGUUUAAUUGAAGCAAUCUGAUGAAAAAUAACUUGUAAUUUAAAAUGGGUUAAAUUUCUCAGUGAUUUGACUUCCCCCCCCCCCCCUUUUAUAGAUCUCUUAGCCCUCAAUCUGACUCUAAAUAAAUGUGUGUGCAUCAAUGCAGGCCAUGCAAUAAUUAUUGUGUAUUCAAUAAAUAAAUAAAAUUAAUUCAAUAAAAAAACUUCCGAAUUCA
Ctenopharyngodon idella (grass carp) is the source of this 2352-nucleotide messenger RNA. RefSeq names its product clathrin, light chain B (gene cltb). Gene Ontology annotation, molecular function: clathrin heavy chain binding; structural molecule activity. The record is from RefSeq and is a predicted model, not a curated record. Gene Ontology annotation, cellular component: plasma membrane; clathrin coat of trans-Golgi network vesicle; synaptic vesicle membrane. The transcript is spliced from 7 exons. Lineage: Eukaryota; Metazoa; Chordata; Actinopteri; Cypriniformes; Xenocyprididae. The coding region runs from base 192 to 878 and encodes 228 amino acids. Gene Ontology annotation, biological process: clathrin coat assembly; clathrin-dependent endocytosis; intracellular protein transport.